UUGCCUUGGAAACCAUUUUUUGACAUUAAGAAAACGAAUAAUAUCAAAUUUAUAAAAAAUUCUUAAUAAAAAUAAAAAGGUUGUUCUUUGAAAAAAAACUAAAUAAAAUUAUAUUUUUACCAUGGAUCAUAGUGACAACGAAGAGACAAACAUCGAUAUUGUUUGCCAAACAACGGUAAAUGAAUAUUUCGAUCAAGUCAUUGGUCAUAUAGAAGAUAUUGUUCUAAGCGACACAUUUCAAAAUUUACAUGAACAAUUCUUGGAAAGAAAUUGGUUUAAAUUUGAGGAUAAUGAAGAAAACAAAUUGGAAUAUAUGGAUGUAUUUGAGGAAUACACCACAACAUUUGAAACAUUCUUUAUCGAAGAGUUAAACAAAUGUAUGGAGGAUUUCGAUAUGGAAAAAUUUGCUCAGGAAUUAAAUUCUUAUGACUCUACAACAAAUUCGUUGGGUUUUGUUGAUUCCGAAAUUUUCGAAUUGUUGUAUUCGUUUAGUAAUUUUCAAAUCUUUAAAGAUUUAAUGUUAGAUUAUCGCCGCAAGAAGGAGGGUCGAGUACAACAUUUAGAUUUUAAUAUUCUCACAACAAAACCAUUAUUUCAAACGGCUGAAUUGUUGGAAGCAACGGAUAAGUAAUCGGUUAAUAAUGUAAAAUAAAAUUGAUUUUUGUUUUCUAUAUUUACGUAAGUUCUGGAGAUUUUAAAAAUUGUCAUAAAUAUUAUAAUAAAAUUCAUACUUUAUCUGAAAUAAUAUAGUUUUAUCAGAA
Messenger RNA from Lucilia cuprina (Australian sheep blowfly), 761 nucleotides. RefSeq names its product ADP-ribosylation factor-like protein 2-binding protein. The transcript has 2 exons. Gene Ontology annotation, cellular component: mitochondrial intermembrane space. The coding region runs from base 122 to 631 and encodes 169 amino acids. Gene Ontology annotation, biological process: maintenance of protein location in nucleus; positive regulation of tyrosine phosphorylation of STAT protein. NCBI's taxonomy places the organism in Eukaryota, Metazoa, Arthropoda, Insecta, Diptera, Calliphoridae. The record is from RefSeq and is a predicted model, not a curated record.